AUGUCUGUAUUGCAUACUCCUCCUACAUCCCCUUCUGAUUCUCAGAAUUCCAGUGAUGGGUUCCGACCCCUCACACUCACUCCGGCAGAUCUUGCAGCUACAAUGUCAAUGGCUGCAUCUCGCAUCCGAGCAUCCAUCUCUCAAUAUCAGAUGGAGGCUACCCACACUGAGGAGCCUUCUGCUGCUUGGAUCAUGCACUUUAAAGCUGGGCUGCAAUGGGAGAUAGCUACUUUUGUGACUCCCCUCCUGCAGUACUCAGCUGCAAGGAACAUCAUUUUGGUUGUUCCGAGCCCGGUCACUCAUAUUCUUUGGUUGAUUCCCGAGCUCACCUGGGACAUGGUUCCGGAUGACGUCUUUUCAUCCCACCUGUAUCUGGGGGAUCCCUCCCGGAUUGUAUCAACCUAUGGAACUCAAUGGUGGACCGGACCAACUGCAAUCCCGAAGGAAUUAUGGCCAUGGGAUCAGUCUGGCGUUGAGGACGAACAUCUUGUUGUUCCCGAGCAGGUGGCUGAAAGCUCGGUUGCAUCACUGAAGGCACUGAGGUGGAUGAGAGAACACCUCCUGACAGUUAUUGAGGAUCAACAAGAUGGCAUCCAUGAAAAGAUGGCCGAGAUUCAGAUGUACACAGCCGUCCUAACCAAAUUGAAGCCAAGGGGACCGGAGUAG
Molecule: messenger RNA, 666 nt
Organism: Suillus paluster
Lineage: Eukaryota; Fungi; Basidiomycota; Agaricomycetes; Boletales; Suillaceae
Exons: 4
Coding region: 1-666 (221 amino acids)
Source: RefSeq, a predicted model, not a curated record